Messenger RNA from Aspergillus melleus, 600 nucleotides. It is a transcript of the gene CTR2, whose product is annotated as low-affinity Cu transporter. Gene Ontology annotation, biological process: copper ion transmembrane transport. Gene Ontology annotation, cellular component: membrane. The transcript is spliced from 4 exons. Bases 1 to 600 code for a protein of 199 amino acids. Gene Ontology annotation, molecular function: copper ion transmembrane transporter activity. Lineage: Eukaryota; Fungi; Ascomycota; Eurotiomycetes; Eurotiales; Aspergillaceae. The record is from RefSeq and is a predicted model, not a curated record.
AUGGAUCACCACGCAAUGCACCAUGACAUGGACAUGGACCACGGUGGUCAUGGUGGUCAUGGUGAUAUGGAUAUGGGCGAAGGACAAUGUAGUAUGAAUAUGCUAUUCACUUGGUCCAGCAAAGGCCUCUGCAUCGUCUUUCGCCAGUGGCAGGUAACCGGGCUCGCGUCUCUUCUGGGCUCCUUGGUUGUGAUCGUACUUUUGACGGCCGGGUACGAGGGCGUGCGUCAACUAACGAGGCGGUUUGAGACGGCCCAUGCAAGACGGUUGAAUGCAUUUACGUCGUCUGCUACGACCGGGGGCAAUGACUUCGCCGACGAUCCUGCCCCGGAUGGCUCCCCUUAUCGUCCAGCGACUCAUCUUCCCGACGCGAGCUCACCGCUACUUGUAGGCAGCGACAAUCGCCGGAGACUGGAGCAGAGGGGCAAGAUCAUCAUGGCCCUUUUGUAUGCCGUGCAGGUGUUCUAUAGCUUCUUUAUCAUGUUACUUUUCAUGACCUAUAACGGCUGGGUUAUGAUUUCCGUGGCGAUCGGUGCCUUCGUGGGAUAUCUGGUCUUCGGGGACAAUACGUCGGCUUCUAAGACGGUGGCUUGUCAUUAA